Penicillium canariense is the source of this 1929-nucleotide messenger RNA. RefSeq names its product protein phosphatase 2A structural subunit TPD3. Gene Ontology annotation, cellular component: protein phosphatase type 2A complex; cytoplasm. Lineage: Eukaryota; Fungi; Ascomycota; Eurotiomycetes; Eurotiales; Aspergillaceae. The record is from RefSeq and is a predicted model, not a curated record. Gene Ontology annotation, biological process: protein dephosphorylation. The transcript has 8 exons. Bases 1 to 1929 code for a protein of 642 amino acids. Gene Ontology annotation, molecular function: protein phosphatase regulator activity.
AUGGAGGGUCAAAACGAGAACGAUGAGCUCUACCCCAUCGCGGUGCUCAUUGAUGAGCUGAAGGUACUUGGGUAUCCGCUCCUCCCCCUCCACCGGUGGAGGGGGAACCUAUUGGCCCAAGCUCACAUCCCAAUGUCACAGCACGACGAUGUUCUCCUCAGACUGAAUGCUAUCCACCGUCUAUCUACGAUCGCUCUGGCCCUGGGCCCCGAGAGAACCCGGGACGAGCUGAUCCCAUUCUUGGAUGACUCUGUUGAGGAUGAAGACGAAGUAUUGACCGCGUUGAGCGAGGAGUUGGGCAACUUCACAGAGUACGUUGGGGGGCCAGAACACGCGCACGUGCUUCUGUCACCGCUGGAGAACCUGGCGGCGAUCGAGGAGCCUUUAGUCCGGGAGAAGGCUGUUGAAUCGCUCAACAAGGUCUGCGAGCAGCUCUCGGAGAGCCAGGUCGAAGAGCACUUUGUCCCCCUGGUCCUCCACCUUUCCAAAGCCGACUGGUUCACCUCCAAGGUCUCCGCAACAGGUCUGUACUGUUCACCAUACCGAAAAGCCGCGCUGGCGCUGCAGCAGAGCCUCCGACAGCACUUCGGGGCCCUCGUACACGAUGAGACCCCGAUGGUACGCCGGCAAGCCGCCAACAACCUGGCGAAGUUCGUCAAGGAGAUGCAGACUCCCGUGAUUAUCGAUGAAAUGAUACCCCUUUUCCAAUAUUUGGCCAGCGAUGACCAAGACAGCGUGCGUCUGUUGACUGUGGACAUCCUGAUCUCGAUCGCAGAGGAAAUCCCUAAGGAGCAGCAGCCCAGCCACGGUGUGCUGUUGACAUCGCUGCGCAAUCUCUUUGAGGACAAGAGCUGGCGGGUCCGCUACAUGGUUGCUGAUAGAUACGAGAAGAUUGCCAAGGCUGUACACGAAGAGGUUGUUACACGCGACAUGGUGCCCGCUUUUGUCAAGCUUCUGAAGGAUACCGAGGCCGAGGUCCGCACUGCGAUUGCUGGCCAGAUUCCUGGUUUCUGCAGCUUGAUCGACCGGGAUACGCUGCUUAAUGAGAUCAUGACUAGCGUGGAGGACCUGGUGUCUGACCAGUCUCAACACGUCCGAGCCGCCUUGGGCACUCAGAUUAGCGGUCUGGCGCCCAUUCUUGGCAAGGAAGAGACUAUUGCCCAUUUGCUUCCUAUGUUCCUCCAAAUGCUCAAGGAUGACUUCCCUGACGUUCGUCUGCACAUUAUCUCCAAGCUCGAGCAGGUUAACAAGGUUAUCGGCAUCGACCUUCUCUCUCAGUCUCUCCUACCCGCAAUUGUCCAGCUAGCUGAGGACAAGCAGUGGCGUGUGCGUCUUGCCAUCAUCGAAUACAUUCCUCUCCUCGCCAGCCAGCUGGGCGUCAAUUUCUUUGAUGAGCAAUUGAGUGAUCUUUGCAUGGGAUGGCUAGGCGACACAGUCUUCUCGAUCCGAGAGGCCGCUACUCAGAACCUGAAGAAGCUUACUGAGGUGUUUGGCGUGGAAUGGUCGAAGGAGUCCAUUAUUCCCAAGGUGAUGGCCAUGGGGCAGCACCCCAACUACCUUUACCGCAUGACCACAUGCUUCGCUGUUUCUACGCUCGCCCCGGUUGUUACUCUCGAUAUCAUUGAAAACUCCCUUCUCCCCAUCCUGGACCGACUUGUGGCGGACGAGAUCCCCAAUAUCCGCUUCAACGUCGCCAAGUCUUACGCCAUUCUCAUCGAAACACUGCGCCGUCUCCCGGAGGAUAAGACGCUGGUUGAGGUGGAGAAGUCCGAGGACACCGUUACCCCCUCGCCCAAAAGCCAGGACCUGAUUCAGCAAAGAAUCCUUCCUAGCCUGGAGAAGCUGCAGGAGGAUGAUGACGUCGAUGUCCGAUAUUUCGCUACCACCGCGGGCGGCGCUCAGGAGGAAUCCAUGCAGACUUCUCCUUGA